ACUGCCUUCGAAGCUGGUGGCAUCCUCGAACGCAGGGUCCAGAGGUGGCGGCACGUGGACCCUGAAAAAUGCUGGAAUAACUUCUUCCGCCACAUGUCCAACUCAUGGAAAUCAAUCUGCGACAAUUAGUCCAGGAGUCCACGGCUCGGCCACGCACCACGUCAGGUGGGAAAGCAGCGCGGAUCGCAUGCAGACCCAAACCAUGGCCAGGACUCUCAACAAGAGUGUCGCUGGGUUCGCUGAGAGGUCGGUGAUCCGGCAACCAGCUCAGCCAAUGUCGCGAAUUGUUCCACCCCGUGAAGUCCGGACUACUACCCCAAACGUUCAUCCGGCUCAUCUGCGGCCCGAGAUAUCGCCUUAUAACGAUCCCGUGGAACAUUGGAUAAACCAGAAGUUGAAGAACCUGGAGAAACGAGACCGAAGUUGCCUCCGGGAACAGCCGUAUCACGCCUCCACUCACAGCAAUGAACAAUUCCAGCCUGUGGCAGUCGAGGCCGAACAUGACGCGCGAAACGAUCGACCCUCGCUUCCUACGAUUCAAACGCUCUGCAAAGACAUCCGCUCGAACCAGCCGGGUGCAAUGGGUCAAGGAGAUCGAGUUACCGAGCGAUGUUUCUACAGGUCUCCAGCGGUGAAAACGGAUCUUCGAACGACGAGGGUCGUCCUAUCAACCGGAACCCGGACGUCGGAAAGAAAUAUCCGACGUUCAAGACCCCUGACUGCUAGCACCGAAAGCCACAACCCCUCGCUGACAAAGGCUGAAUCUAAACACGGGGUGACCAGAACUUCUAACAAAUGCGAAGAAGCGUGCAGCAUCGAGCAGAUCGGCGCGGCGGUUCGAUCGGCGAUCAGCGCCCAUGAAAGACGAUCGGCAAGAGUGUCGUCGCCCUGCAAGGGAGCUGCGCCCUCUCGACGAAGCCUCGGCGUCUCGAAUUCCAGGACUCCGAUGUCCGACCGACUGCAGGAGCGUCUGCGAAACGUGCAGCGAGAAGCGCCGGCUUUUCACUGCCAUUUCAAAGAAAAUUAA
This is a messenger RNA of Diprion similis, 1027 nucleotides long. RefSeq lists its product as uncharacterized. The record is from RefSeq and is a predicted model, not a curated record. Bases 188 to 1027 code for a protein of 279 amino acids. The transcript is spliced from 5 exons. Lineage: Eukaryota; Metazoa; Arthropoda; Insecta; Hymenoptera; Diprionidae.